Molecule: messenger RNA, 2352 nt
Organism: Pedinophyceae sp. YPF-701
Lineage: Eukaryota; Viridiplantae; Chlorophyta; Pedinophyceae
Source: the annotation of a GenBank genome assembly
AUGGAGCGCCGGAUCCUCCCACCGGACGCCGCGCCGCCGCCCGGCGCGCCCCUGCGCGACCGCAUCGCCGCCCUCGAGGUCCAGCUGCGCGGCCUGACUACAGGGACUCCCCCGGGGGAGUUCGAGCGCCGCGAGGCCGAGGCGCAGGCGGCCGCGGCGGAGCUCCGGGAGCGCCUCGCGGCGCUCCAGCGCGAGCGCGCGUCGCUGCAGGAGGAGGUGUCGCUUUGGCGGCAGCGUUCGCAGAAGUUGGAGGAGCAGCUCGGUGCGGGCGGGGGCGCGGCGGCGGCGGAGGCUGCGCGGGAGCGCGCGCACCUGGAGGAGGAGACGCAGCGGCUCGCGGCCGCGGAGCGGGAGCUCGCGGCGGCGACGGAGGCGGUGCGGGAGGCGCAGGCGGACCGCAUGCGGCUGCGGCAGUCCGUCGAGGCGCUGCAGGCGCAGCUGGCGGAGGCGCAGGGCGGCGCGAGCGCGACCGAGGAGCUCCGGCGCAAGAACGAGGCGCUGCGGGCGCAGCUGGCGGAGGCGCGGGGCGGCGCGAGCGCGACCGAGGAGCUCCGGAGGGAGAACGAGGCGCUGCGGGCGCAGCUGGCGGAGGCGCAGGAUAGUGCGAGCGCCGCUGAGGCGCUGCGGAGGGAGAUGGAGGCGUUGCAGGCGCAGCUGGCCGAGGCGCAGGGCAGUGCAAGCGCCGUUGAGGCGCUGCGGAGGGAGAACGCAGCGCUGACGCAAAGGAGCGCGGAGCUCGAGGGGCGGAUAGCGACGUUACAGGAGGCGGCGGAGGGCGAGGCGCGGGAGGCGGCGGCGGCGGCGGCGGAGCGCGUGCGGGUGCUGGAGGGGCAGCUGCGGGCGGCGGAGGCGGCGGGGAGCGAGGCGGCGCGGCGGGGCGCGGGGGACGCGGAGGCGCUGCGUGAGCAGCUGGCGGCGCGCGAGGAGGAGCUGGCGGGCGCGAAGAAGGCGCACGCGGACGAGCGGGAGCGCGUGAAGGUGGCGGUGGGCAAGUACAAGCGGCGCGUGGCGGCGGCCGAGGCGCAGGCGGAGGCGGCGAAGCGGGCCGCGGAGGACGCGGAGCAGCGGGCGGGCGCGGCGGAGGAGCAGCUGCGGCAGCACAAGCAGCGGUCGCAGGCGCUGUGGAAGGCCAAGGAGCAGGAGAUCGCGGCGGCGGCUGAGUCCGCGCAGCGCGUGGCGGAGCUGGAGGAGCGCGUCGCGGCGCUGCAGGGGCAGGUGGCAGCUCUGCAGGGCGAGGCCGAGGGCGCGGCGGCACGGGAGGCGCGGGCGCGCGAGGAGGUCGCGGAGGUCGAGGCGGAGUGGCGGGAGCGCUGCGAGGCCGCGGACGCGCGCGCGGAGGCGCAGGCGCAGGCGGCGGCGCGGGCCCUGCGCGACGGCGAGGAGUUGAGUGGCGGGCUCGACGCAGCACGAGAGGAGGCCGCGGGGCUGAAGACCGAGCUUGCGGCCGCACGGGAGCGCGCCGAGGAGGCCGAGCGCGCCCUCGCGGGCGCGCAGAGCGCGGCGGCGGCCGCGACGCAGCGCGCGGUGGCCGCGGAGGGCGAAGCGACACGCCUGCAGGGCUUGCUCGACGAGGCGAGGGCUGCCGCGCCCGCGCCCGCUGCCGCCGCCGCGCCAGCGCCGGCCGACGCGGGCGGCGCGGCGUCCGGCCAGGGCGGGAGGGCCGGGGAGGAUGUUUCUGCGUCAUCGUUGCCGGACGGGGGCGAGGGGGUGGCGAACGCUGCGGCGCAGGCCGCGACGAUGCUGGGCGGGCUGUUGCGGGAGCUGGAGGGGCUGCAGGGCGCGGGGGCGGCGGAGCAGGCGCGCGCGCUGGGGCGGAUGGCGGCGCGGGUGCGGGAGGCGGAGAGCGAGGUGGCGGACCUGCGUCGGGCGGGGGAGUUGAUGGAGGAGCAGCUGCUGGGGCUCAAGCAGGUGCUGCGGGACCAGGACCUGCGGAGCGGGUUCCGGGACGUCGACGUCGUCUAUCUCAAGAGCGUCGUCAUGAACUUCGUCACCGCGCUCAAGCCGGGCCAACGCGGGGCCUUGCUGCCGGUGCUCGCGACGGUGCUCAAGCUGGACGACGCCGAGGCGGCGCGGAUGAAGAAGGCUGUCGAGGACAGCGACACCAUCCUCGCGCACCUGCCCGACGUGUCGCACCUGCCAGGACUAGGCCACGUCGAUCUCUCUGCAGUGUCCAGCGCGGCGUCGUCCGUGACGGCGCAGACGUGGCGGUGGCUGCAACCGUCGUCGUCGUCGCGGGCGAGCGGGGCGGACGCCGCGGCGGCCCCUGCGGAGCCGCAGGGGGUGGGCGCUGGCUGGCUGAAUAUCCUGCCGACGUGGGCGGGCGGGGCGGCCCCGGGGAGCUCAGGACAGUGA